This is a messenger RNA of Macrobrachium nipponense, 4174 nucleotides long. RefSeq names its product myelin regulatory factor-like. Gene Ontology annotation, biological process: protein autoprocessing; positive regulation of DNA-templated transcription. Lineage: Eukaryota; Metazoa; Arthropoda; Malacostraca; Decapoda; Palaemonidae. Gene Ontology annotation, cellular component: nucleus; endoplasmic reticulum membrane. Gene Ontology annotation, molecular function: DNA-binding transcription factor activity; sequence-specific DNA binding. The record is from RefSeq and is a predicted model, not a curated record.
UCUCAGUCAGCUCAGUAUAGCGUUGGACAGUGAUCUGUGAGGUAAAGCUUGUUUGUCUGGUGCGGCCAUGUACGUGCGUCCCAUAUGGAGUAUUUGACCCCCUAUUUCAGUGAAAGACUCGGAAUAUGUCAAUUAUGGAUCCUUUAGUCGUUGACGAGGCACUCACGGCGGUUUUUGAGCGAGACUGGGAGGGCGGCAUCGACAACGAAGGCCUCGAUAUCAGCCAGUUGGAGAGUUACAUCAACAACGAUGACACCACCGACGCCACUCUAUACUUUGGUGACCUGCAGGGCGUCGGGGAUAUCAAGGCCCUUGGCAAUGCCACCCCUAGGGACUCGCCAUCGCGCCAUCUUCACCACCACAAUCACCAUCAUCACCAGAGUCUUCACCAACACAGUGAUACCAGUAGCCACCACCACCAGCAGCAGCAGCAGCAGCCUUACCUGACCUCUGGUGACCUGCCUUCAUCCGGAUGCUCCUCUUCUUCCUCCUCAUCCUCCUCCACCUCAUCUUCCUCCUCUUCCUCCAGCAUGACCUGUUACCAGCAUGGCAUUACAAAUACGUUGCACAAGCACCCGAGGUUUGGAGAUGUAGCCGCCUUACAUGGUGAUGGGAAUGGUAUAGGUGGCAUUGGUAGUGGUGGUGGAGGUGGAGGGGGUGGAGGAGGUGAGGCCAUCCCCAUUGGCUACAGAAAUCCUUACCAGAUAUGCAACGCCUACAGUGCUUAUGGACAUCAUCUCCCAGACAGCCCCCCAGACUCAGGGUCAGAGCCCCCCUACUCCCCACCAGAUCAUCCCAAUCUCUCACCACAUCAGAAGACCCAAAACAUCACCGAACUCUACCCAAAUUCUGGCGGGGGAGGGUCCUCAGCGGCCAUGGUGAUCUUCCCGUACCCUGUCAUGCAGACUCAGCAACAGCAACAACAGCAAAUCCAGCAACAGCAACAGCAACAGCAACAGCAGCAGCAGCAGCAGCAGCAGCAGCAGCACCCAUCUCACACCCAAAGGCACGGGACUAUGCCCAGCCACAACCCCAACAACAUGGCAUACCAGCAGCAACAAGCAGUCGUCCUCGGAGGUGGUAACAUGAUGGGCUCCACUGGAAUGGCUCCCAACUCCUCAGCAGCCACUUAUGGAGCAAAUGGGAAUCAAAUUCCAAAUAUGGCUCCCUUAGUGCCCUCCGCUGCCACUACCACAACUACUACUACCUCAGCCGUGGGAGGGGCAGGGGGUGGGGCCAGUACAGGUUGCUCGAUACCUGUUGGGAAGAAGAGGAAGAUUAAUGACUCAAGUGGGUUGUCCAGCACCGUCUACAUCAAGGAGGAACCGGAUCAAAGUGUUGGGCAUCAGAUCCAACCAAACUCUUCAACAACGACCUACUGCGAGGAAGAUGAAUACACCAUGGACUCCAACAAUGGCCCCUACAUGGACAGUUCGUACCAGUGCAUCAAGUUCCACAACUUCCAGCAACAGACAUGGAGUGUCAUUUGUGAUGCUGGACUCAAGGAACUGAAUUUGCAGACUUUCCGGGUGGAUGCUGACAAAGGCUUCAACUUCUCCAAUCCAGAUGAUGCUUUCGUGUGCCAGAAGAAGAAUCACUUCCAGGUCACGGUUCAUUUCCAGACGACAUCGGAGCCUACAUUCGUGAAGACUCCCGACGGCCUGCAGAAGAUCGACUGCUUCUACGUCCACUUCUUCGGGGUGAAGACCGAGUCCCCUUCCCAGAUGAUCCGGGUGGAACAGAGUCAGAGUGACAGAACCAAGAAGGCCUUCCAUCCUGUGCCGGUCGAGCUGAAACCAGAGCAGAUGGGCAAGAUCACCGUGGGGCGCCUCCACUUCUCUGAAACCACCAGCAACAACAUGAGGAAAAAGGGCAAACCGAAUCCGGACCAGCGCUACUUCUACCUGGUGGUGGCUCUGAAGGCCCACAGUGGGGACAGUGCUUACACGGUGGCCGCUCAGGCGUCGGAGAAGAUCAUCGUUAGGGCCUCCAACCCAGGGCAAUUCGAGAGCGAUGUUGAAUACACCUUCCAAAGGGGUACCUACCCAGAGUCAAUUUACCACAUGGGCAGGGUUGGGGUCAACACCGACCGACCUGACGAAGCCUUGGUCAUCAACGGCAAUCUCAAGGUCACCGGGCAGUUCCUCCAGCCUUCGGACAAACGGGCCAAGAAGGAUGUUGCUGAGGUCGACACCAGAGAACAGUUGAAGAACGUGUCCAAUCUUCGCGUCGUGACCUAUGCUUACAAGGACGAGUUUGCUGAAACCGCUGGCAUAAGACCCGACGAAGUCUUUGACACUGGAGUCAUCGCGCAGGAGGUCAAAGAAGUGAUACCAGACGCCGUGAAAACGACGGGAGACUUGACUUUGUCCAAUGGUGACAAGAUUGACAACUUCCUGUUCGUCAACAAGGAUAGAAUAUUCAUGGAGAAUGUAGGAGCAGUGAAGGAGCUGUGUAAAGUGACGGGGAACCUGGAGAACCGCAUCGGGGAGCUGGAGAAGAUGAACAAGAAGAUUGCACAGCUCAAGAGAAUGGAAUCUUUCAAGUCCACAACGUCUUCUGUAUCAACUCGUACUUCAGGCACAUCUCGAAUGUCCUCAGCGAGCGGUAAAGGCCCUGGAUGCAGCAGAAGACGCCACAAGCAGCUUGGAGGAGGACACGACGAGGGAAUUUGCAACAACAAGACCCUGCAGCUCACAACCAUCACUCUCGUUUGCAUCAUGGCCUUCUGCCUGAUGGCCAUGGCAACCAUAUACAUCCUGGACUACCAAGGGCGCAAUGACUCCUCCACAACUAUGACGACGACCACCACAAUGGCCACGACCACAACCACCAUCGUCCUAUCUUCGUCGAUGGGGACCACCACCUCUACCACGACUGACGAAGGCACGCUGACGUCUCUCAUCUUCACGACGAAGCCUUCUUACGGGACGACUUCUUCGUGGACCACAACUUCCUCGACCUCUGCGACCUCUACGCCCUUUCAGCCCAGGCCGCCGAUCAUUGGCAGGCCCCAGGAUUGCAUGGAGACGCCCCCAGGGGAUGACCCAAUCUGCGCGGUCUACUGCUGCAGGGAGGAGGUCAGCGCCUACCACUUGGGCCCUUCCACUUACUCCACGGGCAUCACCAUCACUCGCAGAAUUGCUGGCCAUUUGGGAUACACAACUUUCCCUCCGACAAUGUCCAGAUUCAGCGAAAUUCACACUAACAAAGUAUCAACCAAUGACCCGAACGUCGUCAAUGAUUCUACUACGUUGUCUAAUCCUCGCACGAAGUCAAUGCCAAGCAAGAAGUCGAUGAGCAGUGGCCAGCACUCUCGGGGAUCCAGUCUACGAUCGAGUCUACCAGCCAGCUCUCGAAGCAUCAAGCAGAUUCUGAGCAAAAGAUCCUUGCAGUCCAAGAGAUCGACUGGCAACUCGCCCCCGCUUUAUAAACCUCAACCGUCAUUCUUCUCGCGGAUUCCAACGCUGGAGAUCGUCGACUUCAACACGACAAUCACUCACCUGUACUGUUUCAACUCGUCCGACGAGUACCAGGGCUGCAUGGACAACAUUGCCAAUAACUUCACGUACCUCCUUCCCAUCUCGAGGUUCAUGACCGAGAGAGAUCUCACCCUCAGAUUCAAAUACGGGACCCUGGACAACUAUCGCCAGCCAUUUUUCUGCCCGAACUGCAGCCACUGCGGUCAGCCUUACCCCUCUAUACGGUGCGAGGGUUCACCCGAACACCUGGCAGCCACGGAUGUCGAGGAGAACCCUAGUCAGUCUCCCCCCGACCACGACUUCAUCCUCCGAGGGGUGGGGAUGUGGAGCCAGACAGCUUACAGGUUCAGGAUACCUGUGAGCAACCUUGUAGAGAAUGAUGACGAGGGUCCAUGUGACCGACCAGCGGACGACCUGGGUGUUUCGUACUACGAAGUCAAUUUAAUAUUCAAAAGAAUUUGCGAUGAAUGAGAGCAACUUGGACGUGAACACACUACUCAUCUUCAGAUAUUUAUAAAAUUAUCAAAUACAUAUAUAUAUAUAUAUAUAUUAUAUAUAUAUAUAUAUAUAUAUAUAUAUAUAAUUUAUCUCCAUGACAUCAUAAUUGUAUCAAAAUUCAUGAUUUCCUCUUGUUUACUUAUGCACAGUCGACAUAUUUGUUAGGAGUUACGCCUCUCCUCGUAAUCAUACAC